AUGCUGCACAGUCACCCGACAUCUAUUUUUUGUAUAAUAGCGACUGAGUUUUGCGAGAGAUUUUCUUUUUGUGGAUUGAGGACAAUUCUAUCUUUGUAUUUAAGAAAUGUUUUAUGUUUACACGAGAACGCCGCAACCGUUGUAUAUCAUAUAUUCAUUAUGAUGUGUUACACAAUGCCAUUAAUGGGAGCUAUUUUAGCUGAUAACUAUAUAGGCCGAUACAAAGUUAUCUUAUACUUUUCAAUUAUAUAUUUGAUUGGGACAAUCUUAACAUGUUUCUCGGCUAUUCCACCACUAAUGCUACCCCCAACUUCUACUUCAAUGAUAGGUUUGGCAUUAAUUGCAACAGGCACUGGCGGUAUAAAACCAUGUGUUGCUGCAUUUGGUGGAGACCAGUUUCGACUACCUGAAGAUAAUCAGCGCCUGCAGAAGUUCUUCUCGACGUUUUACUGCACGGUAAACCUGGGCGGCUUUAUGGGCAUGGUGGUGACGCCGGCGCUGCGACGCAGCGUCAUGUGCUUUGGUGACGACGCUUGCUACGCACUUGGUUUUGGAUUUCCAGCGAUACUCGUCCUCGUUUCUAUUGUGAUAUUUAUUGCGGGGAAGCCAUGGUAUAGAAUAAAAAAGCCUCGGAAUAAUGUUACCUUAAAAUUUGCGUCGUGCGCAUGGUACGCAGUAAGAAAACGUUUGAGUUACGAUCCCAGUGACGGACCUCCCUUAGAACACUGGCUGGAUUAUGCAGUUGAAGAGUAUGGCGAGAAGUUAGUGACCGACAUGAAGGUGGUGUUGUCCAUACUGUAUCUGUAUCUUCCAGUGCCGAUCUUCUGGUCGUUGUUUGACCAACAGGGAUCUCGCUGGACUUUUCAAGCGUCGCGAUUACGUAGUGAAGUAUUCGGUAUGACGCUUAUGCCGGAUCAGUUGCAAGUUAUGAACCCAGCAAUGGUCCUCGUCAUGAUUCCUGUGUGUCCAAGUGGAGCAUGGCCACUUCUGCCAGAAUUGCCCCCCCUACAAAAGAUGUUUAUCGGAGGAAUACUUGCUGCUAUGGCCUUCGUCGCUGCUGGGAUCUUGCAAAUUGGUAUUGAGCGGUCCACUCUCCAAGUACCAGGGCACCAGCAAACUGGGUUAGUGGUGAUGAAUACACUAGCAUGCCCAGUGGAGAUAGCGGUGCGUGGCGAGGGCAUUGCACCGGUGGAGUCGCACGGUACAGCGCUUACGUCUCCCUUGCCUCAUCGCAUCCUCGGACUCUCGGCCAGCUGUCCCGUCCAAUGUGCGGGACGUAUUAUGAACCAACAUGUUGUUAAAGCUAAUCUGAAUACUGUGUCUGAGAUGUUUAUGCCGGUAAUUGUAGGCCAAAAUUCAGAUGAUCAAAUAAGAUUGUACUUUAUGGAUCCAAACCCGUUCGGCAAGUCGCUAACGGGAAAACCGAAAUUAAAAGUGGUGUACGUGGGUGAUACCGGACCGAACAAGAACGUGUCGAUAACUGUGGAGACGGAGAAGAGACUAAGCGACAUAUAUUACGUGUCGGAUGCUCCUGUCGACCAUAUUGGAGAAUCUGCCUACAUGUGUCUGCAACCGGGGAAGUUUAGGUGGCGCGCUGAAAGUGCGAACGGAGAGUUGUCUGGCUCCGGAGAAGGUUUUGUGCGUGCCGGCGGUGUGUACGUUCUGUGCGUCCGUGAGAGGCUUGGGAGGCUAGACGCAGCGGUGCUACAUGCACCUAACCCCCCCAAUGAGCUACACCUUGCCUGGAUCGUUCCACAGUACCUUCUCGUUUCUAUUGCGGAAAUUAUGUUUGCCGUCUCUGGACUAGAGUUCUCUUUUACACAGGCUCCUAAGAGUAUGAAGACCAUCACUAUCGCUGCGUGGUACGUGUCAGUGGCGUUCGGAAACUUAAUUGUAAUUCUCAUCGCCCAGACUAAAAUCUUUGAAUCCAGAGCCACAGAGUUUUUCGCGUACGCUGCCGCUCUCGCGGUUGCCAUGAUAAUAUUCUGGCGCAUGGCACAAGGCUACAAUAGUAGGACCAUCGAAGGCGACGCGUCGUCGACUGAAAGCCGACCACUUCUCCGGCAUAAGUCGAGGGUUAUAUCGGUGCACUCGCUAUCGUCGGCCAGCGCGCGGGUGUACGGUGUUGUUGGCGGUAGUUCUUUGGCGGGGCAGUCUCAAGAGCGCGCAGCAAGUGCCUGGCCGCCGCGAGCCGCGGUUCGUCUCGCCACGCCCAGCACUGGAGACCAGCACGUCACAACUCUUGCUAAAGAUUAA
This is a messenger RNA of Parnassius mnemosyne (clouded apollo), 2256 nucleotides long. Lineage: Eukaryota; Metazoa; Arthropoda; Insecta; Lepidoptera; Papilionidae. The record is from the annotation of a GenBank genome assembly.